AUGCCGUCUAUCGGGCUGUCCAAGACCCAAGAGGUCGUCCUCUUCAGCUCGACAGCCAUUGCCCUGUAUGGCUAUGACCAGGGCAUGAUGUCUCUGAUCAACACCAACGAGGACUACUUGCGGACCAUGGGAAUUGGCGCAGAGGACCCCAUGGUGGGCAUCCUGGUCGCUGUCUACUACCUGGGCUGCUCCCUCGGCGCGGUGCUCUUCUCCUGGCUGUCUGACAACUACGGCCGCAAGAAGGCCAUCUUCGCCUGCCUGGCGACCGCGAGCCUGGGUAAUCUGAUCAUGUUCGUCACCGGCCUGGGAGGAUGGAUGCAGAAUGCCCUGCACAUGUUCUGGGUCGGGCGUGUGGUGAUGGGCUUGGGUGUCGGGGGGAUCGACGCCGUCAUUCCCGUCUUCAGCUCUGAGCUGAGCAGCGACGGUGCGAGGGGGAAGGCACUGGCCCAGGAGUUUCAAAUGAACAUCUUUGGGCUCAACAUGGCCUUCGCCAUCAACAUCGCAGUAACCAAUGCGCUGGGCAAGUCAAGCCAAUGGGCUUGGCGGACUCCGAUCGUGGUUAUGCAGGCGUACCCAGUGCUUCUGUUCCUGGUCAUCGGCAGGCUCCCGGAGAGCCCGAGAUGGUUCAUUUUCCAUGGGAGGGAAAACGACGCAAAGGACGCUCUGGUCGAUAUCUACGGUGAUGAGGAGGGCGAGGAGAAAUCGAAGGAGUUGUUCGAGGCGCACGAGAAGGAGAAGGAUGAUGAAAAGGCGACAUAUAUCAACAUGCUGACUCCUGGAAAGCCUCUGUUUCACCCGACUGUCAUCGUACUCAUGGGUCAAGUGAACCAGGCCCUGACAGGAUACGGUGCUGUCUCGGUGUACGGCCCUCAAAUCUUUGAGCUCCUUGGAUUCGGCGUCAAGAUGGCGGAGUACAUAACCCAAGCGAACUACAUCAGUUAUUUUGUACUGAUGACCUUGGCCUGGAUCUUGAUCGACGCAGUCGGCCGCCGCAAGCUCCUCCUCGGCGGCAGCAUGGCACUGACGACCUGCUUCGCCUUGCUCACGCUCUUCGGCGCGCUGGCCAUGAACUCUCCCGCGGACGGCCUGGGCGCCCCCGCGAUUCUCGGUACUGUCACCCUCUUCGUCGCCACGGGGGCCUUUGGGAUCGGUUGGCUGGCGACGGUUUGGCUCAUCCCGACUGAGAUAUACGCGACAACAGCAAGGGCCCAGGCUUCUGCGAUAUCCGUGAUAGUGUGGGGGCUCGCCAACUUCGCCGUGACCCUUUUGAGUCCUAUACUGUUCAACAACCUGAAAUACUGGAUAUUUUUGAUCUUUUCGGCGACGAAUGCAUUUGCUGGCAUUUGGACUUAUAUCUACCUCCCCGAAAGCGGCGGACGAAGUUUCGAGGACAACCAGCAGUUCUUCAUCGACGCAAAGGAUCAAGGUACCUGGAGGGUAUCCAAGGUUUCGGGUGGGGUGUAUAAGAAGCUGGCGUACGGCGGUACGGUGGGCGAGAACGAGCCACUGCUUCAGAGACUGCAGGACCAGGUUCAGGAACUGUGA
Molecule: messenger RNA, 1545 nt
Organism: Diaporthe batatas
Lineage: Eukaryota; Fungi; Ascomycota; Sordariomycetes; Diaporthales; Diaporthaceae
Exons: 3
Coding region: 1-1545 (514 amino acids)
Biological process (GO): carbohydrate transport; transmembrane transport
Cellular component (GO): membrane
Molecular function (GO): carbohydrate:proton symporter activity
Source: RefSeq, a predicted model, not a curated record